Messenger RNA from Ilex paraguariensis (yerba mate), 258 nucleotides. NCBI's taxonomy places the organism in Eukaryota, Viridiplantae, Streptophyta, Magnoliopsida, Aquifoliales, Aquifoliaceae. The record is from the annotation of a GenBank genome assembly.
AUGGCCCAGGUGUUGGGGGCUGAGUUGGUUGUUGUAACCGGGACAUCCCAGGCACUUGGCAAGGAGUUUCUAGCAGCGAACAAGAUGCAGUUGAUGAUGGGAACUUUUCGUGGUGACGGUUUUGGCACCGUAACAGGUGAUCUGCCUCCUUCGAGUAGAACUCCUCUAAUUAAGAUUUCUGGUAACUCAGACAGCUUUUCAUGCCCUUGCAACAAAAAACACAAAAGUAAAAUGGCUCCUACUGAUGAUGGUUCCAAG